Molecule: messenger RNA, 1260 nt
Organism: Oryza sativa Japonica Group (Japanese rice)
Lineage: Eukaryota; Viridiplantae; Streptophyta; Magnoliopsida; Poales; Poaceae
Source: RefSeq, a predicted model, not a curated record
UCUCUCUCCCCCUCCCUCCGGUCCCUUCUCCCGCAGGUGGCGGCGAGGGCCAGAGCGGCGUGGGCAACCGGAGAUGGCGGCGAGCGGUGGAGCCCCUCCCUCUCUUUCUCCCGCGGCGUGCGACGAGGGCCGGAGCGGCGCGGGCAAGCGAAGACGGCGGCGAGCGGCGGCAAGGGCCAGAGCGGCGGUCGAGGGGUCCAUGAACCAAGUUGCGACAACCAGAUGCGCCUCUACGAUCUGCCAUCUGCUCUGCUGUGUCCUCAACGUUGAGCUCAAGGCGGAGCAAUCCAAGAUUCCCCACCCAAGCCGCCGCCGCCGCUCCGGUGCCCACCCUCCCGCCGUCACUACUGACUGCCUCUUGCAGAAGGCCGAAGGGGAGAGAAAGAGAGAGGGAGAGGGAUAUGAAUCCGAUUCAGUUACUGGGAGUCAAAGUGAACUUAUAUUCCUUUGUACGGUGAGAAGUACAAAGGGGGGAUUAGGGAUCGAUAGACAGAGGAGAUCGAUUUCGCCAGCGACCAUGGCGGCAGCGGCUCUUCGGUCUCUGGCGAGCAAGAGUAGGAUGGGCCUCCGCGCUCUACCCAAGAUUCAGCCCCAGCCGGCGGCCACGGUUAUCCCGCCAAGGUUGCUUAGCCAUGGCGGCCUUCUCCGCCGGAAACACCUGACGCCGCCGCCGCCGCCGCCGCUCACCCCGUAUCGUUUCUUCUCUUCCAGUGUUUCCGAGUCACGUGGCACGAGUCCCUCGCCUAAGCAAGAAUCUUCAAGAGCACCAAGGCAAACUGAGGAGGGAGAGGAGCUGUUUAGAAUGCAAGAUGAAGAGAAGCUUAAGCUACUCUCGUUGAUAAAGAAUCUUAAAGAAUCGGAAGCUAUCAAGCGAGAGGACCCAUUGUUUGAUAUAACUAUGAAGCUCGUGAUUUCCUCGAUGGCCAUGUUACUUGUCUGGACUGUCUCAGACAUACUAUUGAUGGAGUAAGAUUUUUUUUUCCGAUGCACUGAUGUAAUAAGAUCCGUAUGGGCACUAAGUGUAAUAAUUAGGUGUUCUAUAUAUUCCGUUAUUUGAACACUCGUCCUGUGGUUAUUUAUCUACUACUACGUAGUCAUGCGUGAUGUCUCAACAGCGCGAUUUCACGCAUGAAUUCUCUCAACAACGCGAUUUCACGCAUGAAUUCUCUUGGAUGGUCCCUUUGGGACUACUCCAGAUGGCGGUGUAUUUUAGCACUCGAGAUUGUUAAGAAAUGAGAAUGAAAUCGUGUGACAAAAUCA